Molecule: messenger RNA, 1600 nt
Organism: Dichomitus squalens LYAD-421 SS1
Lineage: Eukaryota; Fungi; Basidiomycota; Agaricomycetes; Polyporales; Polyporaceae
Exons: 5
Source: RefSeq, a predicted model, not a curated record
GCCAUGGAUGGUGAAGGAGACAUCGAUGAUUGAGGAAGUUACAAGCCAGCUCCUUUCCGACCGCUUCUCUUCCUAAUCUCGCCGACUUCGUCGUCAAAUUCAUCUGGUACCACGGCCUACUGUCUGCGUUCGGAACGUCAUUACUUUUCACCCUCACAUUAUAGCGUGUUAUGCGAAUCUUGUCAUCAUGCAAACCUAGUUUCUGUCUCGAACUUUGGAAUCUAUAUGUGGUACGGGCUUCUUGCUAUCAAACUCUCUGGACACGCUUCACGGUGGCUCAGACCUAGGCUAGACACGUACCGCACAUGUUUUUCACAAAACAGAGGAGUCGCGGAUCGCGGGGCACCCACAGUUCUCCUGAUCAUAUCUUUGCAACCGUUCACUGGGUCAUUCUCCGACUCUGCGAUGAGGAGUGUCGGGAAUUGUCCAUGCCACGCGAGAUUGUGAGCCUCGAGGUCACCUCAUGAGGCAUCACGAGCUUCCGUUUGGAGCGGAAUGAUCGGGCUGGGCUUGCUUCCUAUCCCCUACAGCAUGCUAGACAACAAUUCUGCAUGAACACGCAAAUCAUUGUGUAUGACUUAUACUAUGAUGUGAGGUACGCCGUAGUGAGCGAGCGUAUCAUUCUCGCUCUCGAAAGUAUCCUCAAUCGAAACAUCCAGAUAUAGUAUCAGGGUCCAGUGGACACAUUAUACAGGCCUAAGUCCUCCCUGCUUUCCCUCCUGCGCGCUUGCGCCCACAACCUCGCGAACAUAUCAAGGCGCGGCGAUGUCGCGAUCAAGGAGAAAUCUGGUCUUGCACUCGAGACGCGUCGCCUCACAUCCUUCAUCCACCUGGUAUGCAAUUCCUACCGCUGCUCGAACAGGACACGGAGAUGGCUCUGGUGCAGAGCCGCGGAUUCGACGACGUGGGGUGCCAGACGUCUCGUAGCCCAAGUCCUAAACCGUGUACGCUGGAGGACUUUGUACCUUCGCUGGAGGACAUGGAGGAUCUUGUUUCCGGCCUGGCGGCAGUGAUGCCGGUGGCUGGCAACACCGCUUGCGCUCCUCCCGCCUACUCUGAUUCCGUCACCGACAUGCCCACAUCUUCGCUGGGCCUAGAUUUCGACGCUCUAAUCGCUGGACCCCCUUCUUGUGGCUCCUUGGUGCCUCCUGCCCUUGGGCAGCAGACCCGUCAUGCAACGGCUGCAACGUCAAAACUGUCAGGUGCUGGUGAACGCUCCGGCCAGCAAGGGACAACAUCAACCAACCGCUGCGCAAGGUCCUUCCCAUCUGACGUCUAUAUGCGUGCUCGUCCUAUGAUCUGGGAUGUCACUUCCUCUACGAUGCCUCCCCCAGAGGCUCACCUGCUCCACGACGAAGCCCGACAUCCCCGGGAUCAUUCUUACUCCGAAUACGCUAGCGAGAUGGCUGUUCCUCCCUGGCGUUGCCCCUCCAUCGCGGAGGCAGUGUUCCGAACUCCCUCGACGCAUGAAGAAGACGCUUUCACCGCAUUCUCUACUCCCCCUGCUAUUUCACCCCCGCAUACUGGGAGCCUAUCCUAUCGUUGUCAGCCGAACAAAAACUGUAACUCUGCUCGUCAAACCGCUCGCAUAGAGACGUGG